Tarenaya hassleriana is the source of this 1175-nucleotide messenger RNA. RefSeq lists its product as uncharacterized. Gene Ontology annotation, cellular component: Sec61 translocon complex. Lineage: Eukaryota; Viridiplantae; Streptophyta; Magnoliopsida; Brassicales; Cleomaceae. The record is from RefSeq and is a predicted model, not a curated record. The coding region runs from base 381 to 980 and encodes 199 amino acids. Gene Ontology annotation, biological process: intracellular protein transport. The transcript has a single exon.
UGGGUUUUCGAAGAGAUGGAUACAGCAGUGGUGAAGGGUUUGAUAGAAUUCUUUGAGCAAUACUGCGUCGUUUUGUUCUUGGGUGCUUCCUCCUUGGUGGUCUUGACGGCGUUCGUAGUUCGCUACGUCGGCUGCGGCGACGGAGACGGUGGUGACCACAAGGACCGAACCGCUCGGCGUCUCCGAGCCUUGCAUGGCUCUCCUCUCCGUCUCCAUUGAAUUUCGUGCCGCGAGAUUGGUCGGAGCUGGGGUGGUAUUUUCCAUUUUUAUCCAAGAGUUUUUCAAUUUUUCCUCACAUUGGCUAAGUUAGUGUUGAAAUAUAAAACUAUAUAUCCAUUACCCACCAAGGCAAUUUAACAAUAUCAAUUUAAAUCUAUGUAAUGAUAAAAGAGUAUGGAUAUAUAUAUACACACACAUAUUAUAAAAUGGAAUAUAAUUGCGUGGAAAAAAAGUCAAACAGGAGCCGUUGGAUCUUAUCUACAAAAAUAGAUACUAGAAACCUAGAACUCUUCCGUGAUCUUCACUUUUCAUCACUAGCCUCCUCUAACCCAAAUACCCCUAACUUUCACUUUAUUUACACCCCUGCCCUUCCGCCCACCUCCAUAUCUCUCUCCUCGCAUACGCCUGCCCUUUCCAUUUUCCGUACAACAAUGGCGAGAGGCUCUUCGCAGUCCCAAUCCUCGACCUCCAGCGCUCGGCCCGGCCUCGCCGCGCCACGUGGAUCCGCCGCCGCAACCGCCGGCAUGCGUCGCCGGAGACUCGGUGGCGGAGGAGGAGGAGGGUCGUCCGGAGGAUCCGCCGGAGCAGAGCCCAGCAACAUGCUGAGGUUCUACACGGACGAGGCUCCUGGUCUGAAGAUCUCGCCGACCGUCGUCCUCGUCAUGAGCCUCUGCUUCAUCGGCUUCGUCACCGCUCUUCACGUCUUCGGUAAGCUCUACCGCCACACAACCGGGUCCGACGCCCCCGAUCCGACCCGGUAAUCUUCGCGAUCUGGUGAUCGGCGGUUUUCCCCGGUUCUUCUUCUGGAAUGGAUUUUGUUUUUUUUUUGUUUGACGGUCCACGUAAACCUCUAAAUGUUGAAUAAAAAAAUGUUACUUUUCGGCAAUUGGGUCUUUUUCGAAUCUAAUAUCUAUCUCAUUCACUGCUACAAAAGUAACUAGCAUACGCAAUGGGUA